GUCUUUGUAAAAAUCCAAACAAAAAGAGAAGUCGUGCUGUAUUUGCUCAAAAGUUUGCAAUUACGAAAACAAACUCUUCUUCAUCCUGCAUUUGGACAAUUCAAUUCAAAAACUCAAUCUUUCAUCACCCAGAAAAUUUCAACACCAUUUUUUGCAGUGAAAAAAAAAACUUUGAAGGAGAGAAAACAGUAAAAAAAGAGAGAGAUGCUCUUAAAAUUAUCACUAAAACAGUCAAUGGUACUUGCAGUUCCAGUGCAUCCGCCAUUAAAGUUAACCCACCAUGAAUUUUGCUGUUGCAGGUUUCGAUCCUCUGCAAAUGAUUCUACUGAUCGCAAAUUACCCUUUAAAUUCCCUCUUCAAUGGCGGAAUUCUAAGUGGAAGUUUACUGAUAUUGAUCCUGAUUCUGUAAAGAAAAAUUUGAAUAAAUUGUUAUUAAAGACCCACAACUUUGUUCAUGAGAUGACUUCUCCGUUGGUGAAAACUGGGAAGCUUGAUGACAGCAAAGAUGUCGAUUAUCAUGACAGUGAGGAUAUACUUGUGGGAGAACAGACUAUUCAGAGUGAUCUCCUUGAUGGGAAUCUUUCUUUAGCUGCUGUUGUUUCAAUUGAACAGUUCAGUAGGAUGAACGGAUCCACUGGGCCGAAGAUGCAAAAAUUGUUUGAGGCUCUUGUACCCAAAUUGGUGCACAAGGAUGCCCGUAAUUUAGUCGAGUAUUGCUGCUUUAGGUUUUUGUCGAGAGAUAAUUCUGACUUUCAUCCUUGCCUUCAGGAACUUGCCUUCCGGAGGCUAAUAUUCAUUACUAUGCUUGGUUGGGAAAAGCCUUACAGACUAGAAAAUGAUUCCUAUCUUGAUGGCUCCGAAGAGGCAUCUUUACAGACAAGGCUUGUCGGAGAAGAAUCUUUUGUUCGCAUUGCACCUGCUAUACCUGGUGUUGCUGAUCGAUCAACUGUGCAUAAUAUCUACAAAGCGCUUGCUGGUGAUAAAGGGGGAAUCUCUUUUAGCAUUUGGUCCUCAUACAUCAAUAAACUUCUGAAAGUGCACAACGAAAGGAAAUCCUAUGAGUUUCAACUUCCCCACAUGCCAUCAGAGCAAGUUUUGUGUGUGGGUUCUAGUAGGAAGCAGCCUGUUCUUAAAUGGGAAGGCAACAUGGCAUGGCCAGGAAAACUAACUUUGACGGAAAGAGCCCUUUAUUUUGAGCCACUAGACUUUUCAAAGAGCAAAAAAGUUGAGAGAUUGGAUAUUUCGGGGCACGAUGCUCAGGUGAACAAGACUAAAGUUGGUUUAUUUGGAUCGGAGCUCUUUGACUCAGCUGUCUCUAUAUCUUCUGGUGAAAAGGAAUGCAAACCGUGGGUGUUGGAGUUUAUUGAUCUUGGAGGUGAUAUGAGGCGAGAUGUUUGGCAUGCGUCAAUGAGUGAAGUUAUUGCUUUUCACAAGUUUGUGCAUGAAUAUGGACCUCAGGAAGAUGAGUUUGCUUCUAGCAUUUAUGGUGCUGACAAGGGGAAAAAAAGAGCUAAAAUAGAUGCUGUUAAUAGUAUCUCUAGACUUCAAUCCCUCCAAUCUAUCAGGAAGCUACUGGAUGAACCAUUGAAACUUCUUCAGUUCUCAUAUUUAAAAUAUGCCCCUUAUGGUGAUAUUGUUUACCAAACUCUUGCUCUGAACUAUUGGGGUGGACGUGGAUCACUAGUUCCGAAGUGGAAGAAAGUAAAAAGCCCUUAUACAAAGAAUGCUAGGUCCCUGGACGAGGCUUCUGAAGUAAAUUACCAUGUACAUGACGUGGAUGGAAGUGUGUAUUUGAGCCAGUGGAUGAGAUCUCCAACCUGGGCGUCUAACAAUUCUAUAUCCUUUUGGAGGAAUGCACCACUCAAACAAGGAUUAGUUCUCAGCAAAAAUCUUAUAGUUGGUGGUGCUUCCUUGACCGAAAGGGCAGUAAGAAUAUGUAGGGAUAAAAGUAAAGUUAUUGAAAAAACACAGGCCACCAUCGAUGCUGCUACCCUUGAAGGGAUACCAAGUAACAUUGACCUUUUCAAGGAACUUAUCCUCCCUCUAACCAGUAUGGUUAGGAGUUUUGAAAAGCUUAGACGCUGGGAGAAUCCAUAUAUGACAGUUGCUUUUCUUGGACUGGCAUAUGCUAUUAUAUUCAGUAUUGGUUACUCUCAUCAAAACCUUGUCAGAAACUUGCUGGCAUAUGUAUUUCCAACAACAUUGAUGGUAGCAGCUACCAUUCUGCUGUCACUGAAGGCACUAAGGGAGCAAGGUCGUCUUGGAAGAUUCUUUGGGAAGGUUAUUAUUCGUGACCAGCCACCUUCGAACACAGUUCAGAAGAUCAUAGCUCUUAAGAAAGCCAUGCGUGAUAUGGAGAAGUUCCUUCAAAAUAUCAAUGUCACACUUCUAAAAUUACGCACCAUUGUCCUUUCUGGUCAGCCUCAGAUAACUACUGAAGUUGCUCUAGUUCUUCUAUCGUCUGCAACGAUCCUGCUUAUUGUCCCUUUCAAGUAUGUUCUCUCUUUUUUAAUAUUUGAUACAUUUACACGUGAACUCGAAUUCCGGAGGGAAAUGGUUCUAAGGUUCAAGAAAUUGGUGAAAGAUCGUUGGGAAACUGUGCCUGCUGCUCCAGUGGUAGUACUGCCAUUUGAGAAUGAUCAAAAGGGCCCAAUGCAUCAAACCAACAAAUUGGAGGCACAAGAGAAAUCAGAGUGAAGGUGAAUAGAUUUUACCUCGAACACAGGAUGUCACAAAUCACAAUGUAGUCUGAUACAUUGCAGCAAGUAAAUUUGCUGGCGGGAUCAUCAUAAGCAUAGCUAUAUGCUGCAGGACAAAUUUUCUUGAAUAUUUUGGAAUAGAUUGUUGUCUGAAAAGAUGGUGGUUUUCCAUAUAUACCCCUGCGGUUGUACUCAUCAAUCCUAAAGUAAUGCCAAGCACUCGAGAGGCAAUAGUUUUUCCAUGAAGCUUAACUGCAAUUUCUGAUGGACAAUCGUCCUUCGAGUCUCCACCGCAACUGACAGUGUUGUUCUCUGUCCCAUCAAGCGACAUAACAAUCAUUAGUAAGUUGAAACUCCCAACAAGGCUGACGUCAAAGAAGUCUAGUGGUCCUUGGUGAACUCUGCUAUUGUUGCUGGUUGUUGCUCAGGUGUGGAGCAUUUGAGGGAAUUGCCACAGCUACCUUGUUUGGCAGGCAUGGUACCAUUUCCAGUGGUGUCAAAUGAGCUGCCUGUUCAACCAAUUAUUCGCCCAUGCCAUCCAGGUGGAGCAGUUAUAACUUAUAACUGAUGAUCGUCCCAGAUUCAAGAUAAAAGCUGUAUAGCUAAUACUUUCACUUGGUAUUAUUCCUGGCCAUACCUUCUCUUUGCAACGGUUUGCUAUACCGAAGUUUGUGCUCUCCGAGGAUCUUUUUAGCAUAACCUUAAAGUUGUUGUGAUCCUUCUUAUUUCAGAAUAUGAUACCUUGUAAAAAUGAUGUUUGUUCCGGGCAAUAUAUAAAAAGGAAGUGAAGUUUUUGAAAUUAUUA
This is a messenger RNA of Beta vulgaris subsp. vulgaris (sugar beet), 3504 nucleotides long. RefSeq lists its product as hypothetical. The transcript is spliced from 12 exons. Lineage: Eukaryota; Viridiplantae; Streptophyta; Magnoliopsida; Caryophyllales; Amaranthaceae. The record is from RefSeq and is a predicted model, not a curated record. The coding region runs from base 205 to 2697 and encodes 830 amino acids.